CACAAAUGGCUUCAUACCCAUAACUUUCGCACAAAUAAACAAGCUCCGGAGACCCGCUUACUAUCCGCGACCUCUUAACCUGAAUGUUCUACCUGAACUUGCUCCAACGCCAUGGGGAAUACGGAGAGCAAUGUAACAAGUGGCGUCAAGAAGCAAGCUGGAGUCUCCACACAAGCGCUUUACAAGUUCGUCAAUCUCAAGGGUGGCGGUCUCUUGGUCGAUAUGAUGAAACGCGCUUGUCAGACGAAGCAAUUUGCGGAAAUCGAUCAUGCAAUUAAAACGAAAGUCGAGCCAUUUCUCUAUAAUAAAGGCAAAGGUCGUUACUUUCCAAUCUCGAAAUUGGUGCUCUUACGUAAUAAGGAACGUGCGCGCACCAAGCAACUGCCUGAGAUCAGAGCGAUGGAGAAUCCAGAUGAUGACUUUAAUAUACACGAUUACUGUACAGAGGUAUCGGAAGCCGAAUACAUAUCGAACCCGAGCGCUUACCGUUUUGUGUGCUGGAAUUUGAAUGAACGCGGCGCUGUUGGCGAAACCAUUCUGCAUCUGUGUCUACUGAAUGCCUCAUCACUUCAUGCGGAUCUCGCAAAGCGUCUACUGAAAUGGUAUCCCAAACUCAUACUCGAUGUCUAUAUGUGUGAUGAGUAUUAUGGUGAGAGCGUCUUACAUAUCGCGAUCGUUAAUGAAGAUCCGGCGAUGGUUAAAUAUCUGCUCGAUGCUGGUGCGGAUGUGCAAGAACGCUGCUGUGGCGCCUUCAUGUCCGCCGAAGAUCAGAAGCCUUCGCGUUACGACUCACCUGACCAUGAAUAUGUCGGCGUACAACCGAUGACGAAUUACGAUGGCUACGUCUAUUGGGGCGAGUAUCCAAUGAGCUUUGCUGCUUGUCUCUCCCAGGAAGACUGCUUUCGCUUGGUGUUGGCGCGUGGCGCUGAUCCCAAUCUGCAGGACACCAACGGCAAUACUUCGUUGCAUAUGUUGGUGAUCUAUGAAAAGAUCGAAAUGUUCGAUGUGGCCUACGAGGUGGGCACCAAUAUACACUUACGUAAUAUGCAAAAUCUAACGGCGCUUACGUUGGCCGCGAAAUUGGGACGCGUCGAGAUGUUCUUUCACAUCUUGAGUAUCGAGCGUGAGAUCUACUGGCAGUUGGGUAGCAUUACGUGUGCGGCAUAUCCAUUGUCGAAGAUCGACACGAUCGAUGUGGAGACGGGGAAUAUCAAUAAAGAUUCGGUGUUGAAUUUCGUGGUUUUUGGCGACAAACUGGAGCACUUAGAGCUGCUGGACGGCGUAGUCAUCGAUUUGCUGAAGACCAAAUGGGAGUCGUUUGUCAAGUCGCGUUUCUACAAACAAUUCUAUAUGUUCUCCUUCUAUUUUCUCUUCUCCUUAAUAAGUUUUAUCUUGCGUCCCGGACCGUCAGACAAAAACGAGGACGAUGAUGAUGAAGAUAGUGGAGCUGCAGUGACAGCCGUUCCACAAGCCAUAAAUGGUACUGCGGCAUUUCAUAGUGGCGAUAAGUGGCUAAAGCGUUUGAUCAAACGCGCCAUUGACAAAAUGGAAUACAAAACCUUUUGGUUGAACUUCACCGACUACUUCGACGAAAAUGAUGUUGAGCUGGUGCCAUCUUGGUGGGCGAGCUAUACCGAAUGUCCGCUGAUGAAUAUGGAAUCGGAUUUGGCGAAGGUGCGCAUUGUGGCUGAAAUCAUUAUAUUUCUUGGAUCGGUUUUAUACUUAUUGGCGGCUUUGAGAGAAGCACGUUUUUUGGGUUACAAAAUGUUUGUCGAGAAUAUGAUGACGGCGCCUUCAAGAGUAAUGUUUCUAUUCUCCUGUGCACUCAUGAUGACUAUACCCUGGUUGAGGUUGUCCUGCAUGACCGAGAUUGAUGAUCAUGUCGCAGUCUUCAUUAUGCUUACUACAGCACCCUACUUUCUAUUCUUCUGUCGUGGUUUCAAAACCGUCGGUCCUUUCGUUGUGAUGAUCUAUCGCAUGGUCAUGGGUGACCUUAUACGUUUCGUUUCCAUCUACCUUGUGUUCGUGAUGGGAUUUUCACAAGCUUACUAUAUAAUAUUUCUCACAUUCGAUAACCCCGCAACACCAGAAGAAAUUGACGAUUCUGAGUCGAAUCCGAUGCCUUCCCCGAUGGAGUCCAUAGUGGCUAUGUUUUUGAUGUCGCUCACCAAUUUUGGUGACUACUUCGGUGGCAUGGCCUCCACACAACAUGAGUAUGAAGCGAAGACCCUCUUCUUUCUCUUUAUGGUGAUCGUCAGCGUGUUGUUGGUGAACAUGUUGAUCGCCAUGAUGGGUAACACCUAUCAAAAGAUCGCCGAGAUACGCAACGAAUGGCAACGUCAGUGGGCGCGUAUUGUGUUGGUAGUGGAGCGUAGUGUACCGCCAGCAGAGCGUCUAAAGAAUUUCAUGCAUUACAGUCAACCGAUGUCGGAUGGGCGUCGCGCUUUGGUGCUACGGCUGAAUAUGAGCGAUGAGGAUAAAGAGGAGAUGAAGGAAGUGCAGGAGAUGAAACGCAUACAUCAGCGGUUUUCCCAAAAGCGCCAAGUCGAACGUGAGGCCCGUGCUCGCAAAAGGCAAGAGGAGUACGAGAAAUUCUUCGGUACAAAACCGCCAGGCGACAGUGAUAAUAAUAAUGCUUGCUGA
Molecule: messenger RNA, 2643 nt
Organism: Zeugodacus cucurbitae (melon fly)
Lineage: Eukaryota; Metazoa; Arthropoda; Insecta; Diptera; Tephritidae
Gene: nan
Product: transient receptor potential cation channel subfamily V member 5
Exons: 9
Coding region: 112-2643 (843 amino acids)
Biological process (GO): calcium ion import across plasma membrane
Cellular component (GO): membrane
Molecular function (GO): calcium channel activity; protein binding
Source: RefSeq, a predicted model, not a curated record